AUGGCUCCGAAGAAAAAGCAGACGUCGAAGCAGAACAGCAAGCCUAAAACGACGUCAUCGGGCCCGAGGCUCCAGAUUUCGGCCGAGAACGAGAACCGGGUCCGCCGACUCCUGCUCAACUCAGGCCGGUCCUCGACGCCAGCUGCUCCCGUCGACGAGUCCCUUUCGAAAGCUCAGAAGACGAAGAAGCUAAAAGCCGUGUACGAAAAGCUUUCCUGCGAAGGCUUCACCAAUGAUCAAAUUGAACUCGCUCUCUCUGCUCUCAAGGAAGGUGCUACAUUUGAGGCUGCUGUAGACUGGUUGUGUUUAAAUUUGACUAGUAAUGAGCUACCACUGAAGUUUUCUAGUGGGACUUCUCUGCAUGGAAAUGAAGGUACGUUUGAACUCAUUCUUGAUUUGACGGGUUACUGUUGCAAAUGUGCUAUGGUAGGUGGUUCUGUUGGCAUCAUAUUGACUUCUCGGGAUGACUGGACUCCCUCGGUGGAUACAUCUACCAAGAUUGAUGAGGAUGCACCUGGAAUUUCUAUCAGAAUCAAGGGACAGCGGGAUGAUAAGACUCUUGAUUCGUUUCAACCGUCUCAGGCAGAUUGGAUCAAACAAUAUGUCGAGCAACAAGAAGAGGAUGAGUCAACCACGUGGGAAGAUGAUGCAGCUGAUGAAAGGGCAGAGAAGGUAUUUCGUUUACUUGUGGUCCUUAAACCAAGGUCUUAUGAUGUUAUUGCCAAAGAGUAUCGUGCUGCACGGUGGGAGGCUGCAAACGCCAAGCAAAAAGGGGACAAGAAAAGCCAGGAACGGGCAGGCAGCAUCAUCCGCAAUCUCAAGCAAGAGUUAUCUGCUCUAGGCUUAUCAGACGACAUCUUGGCAUCAGAAUUUGGGAAGGAUACUGCUUUUGAGGACACAUACACUAAUCCUUACAAGCACUCUGAAGAAGUCCAUGCUGAUGAAAUAACAGUUGACAGAAUUGAUGAGGAGCACUGCAGCUCCAUUCAUUUUCCAGUCAAUUCUACUCUUUCAAGUGAACCUGCGCAGGGAAAGAUUAUUGCAGAAGAAGAGUCAAUAGAUGUAGAAAUUGGUAAUUUCUUCUUAGAAGAUGGGCCUUCUGGAGAAGUUCUGCCUCCCGAAGUUUUGGAACUACAGAAGAGAGAAAGGAUGAGAGAAAUCUCUAGUGAGAAAAAUUUGGAGAAAUUAGAUGGUAUUUGGAAAAAGGGGGACUCUCGAAAGAUUCCAAAGGCUGUUCUUCAUCAAUUAUGUCAAAGAUCAGGGUGGGAAGCCCCAAAAUUUAAUAAAGUGCGUGGAAAGGAAAAUAAUUUCUCUUAUACUGUCAGUGUUUUGCGUAAAGCUAGUGGGAGGGGUAAAAGCAGAAAGGCUGGGGGCUUAGUGACCCUUCAGCUUCCUGAUCAGAAUGGAACUUUCGAUUCGGCUGAGGAUGCUCAAAAUAGAGUGGCUGCAUUUGCUCUUUGUCAACUGUUUCCUGAUCUCCCAGUUCACCUACUAAUUAUUGAGCCUUAUGCUUCUCUGGUCAUUCAAUGGGAGGAAGGAGAAUCAUCAACGACUGUAGAAGAUAGUCAGGAAGAUCGAAGGGCUACUUUUGUGGACUCUCUAUUGAGUGCCGAUGGUUCUGCUUCAACUUCUGCUGCUAAUUUUAUGUAUGAUAUUCUCCCAGAAGAGGUUCAAGAACUCCACGUUGAAGAGCCUAUAAGUUCAGGUGUUGUUCGCACUGAUCCAGUAGCUCAAAGAGUACAUCAUUUCAAAGAAGUGGAGAGCUCUUAUUUGAGACAAGAACUUGAGAAUAAACUGAAAAAUCCAAAAUUCAAGGACAUGUUGAAAACUAGAGCUGCACUUCCCAUUGCUGGUCUGAAGGGUGAUAUAUUGCAAUUGCUCCAUGAAAAUAAUGUUCUAGUUGUUUGUGGGGAAACAGGUUCUGGAAAAACAACUCAGGUUCCGCAAUUUAUAUUGGAUGACAUGAUCAAAUUAGGACGUGGUGGACACUGUAACAUUAUAUGCACGCAACCAAGGAGAAUAGCGGCUAUUUCCGUGGCUGAAAGAGUUGCUGAUGAGCGCUGUGAACCUUCACCUGGUUCAAGAGGUUCUUUGGUUGGUUAUCAAGUUCGUCUUGAUAGUGCAAGCAAUGACAAGACAAAGCUUCUAUUUUGCACGACGGGCAUUCUUCUGAGAAAAUUGAUGGGAGAUAAAAACUUGACAGGUAUUACUCAUGUCAUAGUUGAUGAAGUACAUGAGCGGUCUCUUUUGGGUGAUUUCCUGCUCAUAGUUUUGAAGAAUCUGAUUGAGAAGCAAUCAGCUCUUAGCACACCAAAACUGAAGGUUAUUCUGAUGUCUGCAACUGUUGAUUCAGAUUUGUUUUCAAGAUACUUUGGUAAUUGCCCUGUGAUUACUGCAGAAGGCAGAACACAUCCUGUCACAACUUACUAUCUUGAGGAUAUAUAUGAAAGCAUUGAUUAUCGGAUUGCUUCGGAUUCUCCAGCUUCCUUGGGAUAUGGACCUUUGACCAAGGAGAAGGCUGGUGCUGUAAACAACCGCAGGGGAAAGAAGAAUCUUGUUUUAUCUGCUUGGGGUGAUGAUUCUCUACUCUCUGAAGAAAAUAUUAAUCCUUACUAUGUUCCAGAUAGUUAUCAAUCGUACAAAGAGCAAACUCGACAAAAUUUGAAAAGAUUGAAUGAAGAUGUCAUUGAUUAUGAUCUUCUUGAAGACUUGGUGUGCCAUGUUGAUGAAACUUGCGAUGAGGGGGCUAUACUUGUCUUCUUGCCUGGAGUAUCUGAAAUUUACACAUUAGUUGAUAAACUAGCUGCUUCUUACCGAUUUGGUGGACAAGCUUCUGAUUGGAUUCUUCCACUACAUUCAUCCGUUUCAUCAACCGAUCAAAAGAAGGUCAUUGUAGCCACAAACAUUGCAGAGACCAGUAUAACAAUCGAUGAUGUGGUAUAUGUUAUUGAUUGUGGAAAGCAUAAGGAGAAUCGUUAUAAUCCGCAGAAGAAAUUGUCAAGCAUGGUUGAAGAUUGGAUUUCUAAAGCAAAUGCUAGGCAACGACGAGGAAGAGCUGGACGUGUGAAACCUGGAAUUUGUUUUUGUUUGUACACACGUUAUCGAUUUGAAAAGCUCAUGCGCCCUUUUCAGGUUCCAGAGAUGCUUCGGAUGCCAUUAGUAGAGCUGUGUUUACAAAUUAAGUUGCUUUCUCUGGGUUACAUAAAGCCAUUAUUAUCCAAGGCUUUAGAACCUCCAAGGGAAGAGGCUAUGACCACAGCAAUUAAGUUAUUGUAUGAGGUAUAG
Prunus armeniaca (apricot) is the source of this 3285-nucleotide messenger RNA. NCBI's taxonomy places the organism in Eukaryota, Viridiplantae, Streptophyta, Magnoliopsida, Rosales, Rosaceae. The record is from the annotation of a GenBank genome assembly.